This is a messenger RNA of Onychomys torridus (southern grasshopper mouse), 1521 nucleotides long. Its product is annotated as PRAME family member 12-like. The record is from RefSeq and is a predicted model, not a curated record. The coding region runs from base 1 to 1521 and encodes 506 amino acids. Lineage: Eukaryota; Metazoa; Chordata; Mammalia; Rodentia; Cricetidae. Gene Ontology annotation, biological process: negative regulation of apoptotic process; positive regulation of cell population proliferation; negative regulation of DNA-templated transcription. The transcript is spliced from 5 exons. Gene Ontology annotation, cellular component: cytoplasm.
AUGUUCUCAGUCUGGUCUGGUUCCAUGUCCCACUGCCGACUAGCUCCUCUUGGCUCCUGGCUGGAACAGCUACCCACUAAACAAUAUUAUGCUCCAUCUACACUCCUGGGACUGGCAGUGAGGAGUCUGCUGAGACAUGAGGCCUUGGCAAUCUCAGCACUGCAGAAGCUGCCCAUGGAGCUCUUCCCAUCCCUGUUCAAGGAGGCCUUCAACAGCAGACAUAUGAAGAUAAUAACAGCGAUGGUGGCAGAAUGGCCCUUCUCCUGCCUCCCUGUGGGGGCACUGAUGCAGGACAAUGAUGUGGUGAUAUUACAAGCUGUGCUGGAUGGUGUAGACAUGUUAUUGAAACAGAAGGUUCACCUGAGAAGGUCAAAGCUGCGAGUCCUGGACCUGAGGAAAGUGUGCCAUGUCUUCUGGGACGUAUGGCCUGGCCUAGAAUGUGGAGAGAGCUCAACAGGGACAUUGAGUAAGGCGAAAACAGAGAAUGACCUACCUAGAUAUGCCCUGAGGCAGCAUUUGAAGGUUGUCACUGAUUUUUUCUUAAAACUUGCCCUGGAUAAAGAGCAAGCAUACUUGCUGCAGUGGGCCCAGCAGCAACAAGGGCCUGUGCAACUGUGCUGUUCCAAGAUGAUAAUCUGUGAUGCUCCUGAGCAGGUUUUCAUGAAGGUUUUGAAUAUUUUCAAGCCACACUACAUUGAGGAGUUGUAUCUAUCCACAUACUGGACUCCAAGAGAGCUGGGUCAUUUUGAACAUUGCUUUGUCCAGAUGAGAAAUUUGCGCAAACUCCAUCUAGCACGUGUUUCUGUUUACAUCAACUGUGCUGUAUAUACCUUAGAAGAUAGAGAGAAGUGUACUACUAGGUUCCUUGCUCAAAUCUCCAAACUCAAAUGCCUCCAGGAUCUCAUCGUCAAUGAUUCCUACUUUUCCAAUAAGCACAUAAAGCAUUUGUUCAGAUGCCUGAAGACCCCCUUGGAGUCUCUGUCCAUCAAACUGAGCCAUAUCCCACCUUCCACCUUGAAGCACCUGUCUCAGUGUCGGGGGAUUUUUCAGCUAAAAUAUCUGACCCUUUUUAGUGCUUCAUUAUUCAACUUAUGUCCCACAGCUCUGCAAGUUCUCCUCAAGAGUGUAGCAGACACUCUGCAAACUCUGGAAAUAAGGCAGUGCUGUAUCAGAGACUCUCAGCACAGUGCCCUGCUGCCUGCUCUGAGCCAGUGCCUCCAGCUAAGGAGUGUCAAUUUCUAUGACACUGUCAUCUCCAUGUCUGCCCUGAAGGACCUUCUGCAAAGCAUGGCCAAUCUAAGCAAGUUAACUGAUGAACAUUACCCUGCCCCACAGGAGUGCUAUAAUGACCAGGGUCAUGUCUUAGUCAACAAAUUUGCAAAUCUGUGUCUUGAUGUUCUGAAUACACUCAGAGUCAAAAGAGAGCCCAAAGUUAUCAGCUUUGCCACAGACGUUUGCCGCAAAUGUCUCCAGCGCUGUGUCUUUAAUGGGAAGACCAGUCUUUGUCGUUGUUUGUCAUAA